This is a messenger RNA of Ochlerotatus camptorhynchus, 1892 nucleotides long. RefSeq names its product lachesin-like. The record is from RefSeq and is a predicted model, not a curated record. Gene Ontology annotation, cellular component: neuron projection. Bases 327 to 1421 code for a protein of 364 amino acids. The transcript is spliced from 5 exons. Lineage: Eukaryota; Metazoa; Arthropoda; Insecta; Diptera; Culicidae.
CUCUCGCAGCAUCAGUUCUCCUUCAGCCUUCGAUUCGGUAACGUGCCUGUUUCGCGCCUUCAUUCUCAUCGAUUCGUUCUGUUGUGUACUCCAGUGUUGAGUGAUUAUUUUUUACAGCAUUUCCCUGUUUCCCAGUGCCAAGGAAAGUGAGAGUUUCGGUGUGCGUUGAUUUGCUUUGCUGACGACGACACGGUGGGGGACCUCCCGGUGCGUGCGUGCUAGUUCGUUCGUUCUUUUUCGUUCUACUUUCCAGGGCCAGUUUAGAAAACUUAAAGAGUGAGUUUUGCGGGUGGCUGCCUAGUGUUCUGCUCCAGGGUUCAGCAAUUAUGAGGCUUCUGCAAUGGGAUUCGCUAAUAAUUUGCCUGAUUGUGGCCGCUGUGAAUAUGUGUGCAGCGCAGCAGCAGGCACCUCCGACCAUCACAUCCAUCAGUCCGGAACAGAUUAAGGAUAUUGGAGAUACCGUGGCGCUGGAUUGCGAUAUUGACAACGUGGGCAAGUUUACGGUUGGUUGGCAGAAGAGCAAUCGGGAGCGGUCGCAGAAUGUCAAUACCAUCUCCUUGGGUCCAACGUUGGCCGUGGCCGAAGAGAGGUUCGAGCUCAGUGAUGAUAAAGAGAACAAUACCAUGAAGUACAGAUUGACGAUCAACGACAUCGUCAAUACGGAUGCCGGUCUGUACGAGUGCCAGAUUCAGGUGAACAGCACCAACAAGGUGACGGCUACGGUGGAACUUCAGGUCCGUCAUCCACCAAUUUUAAAGGACAAUCUAAGGGCUACCACUGUUACCAAGGCAGAAGGCGAAGAUGUCAAACUGACCUGCUCGGCUGAGGGAUAUCCACGACCGUCGAUCUCCUGGAAGAGGGAAUACGGUGCCAUUCUACCGAUCGGUGGACAGAGCUUUGCUGGUAACGAGCUGUCGUUGUCUUCGUUGGUCAAGGAUGAUCGUGGUACAUACUUUUGCAUUGCGGAUAAUGGCGUUGGAAAACCAGACUCCAGGACGAUUAACCUUGAGGUGGAAUUUGGCCCGGUAAUCUCCGUUCCACGGCCGAAAAUAGCCCAAGCAACCGAGUACGAUAUUGAACUGGAAUGCGUUGUGCAAGCCUUUCCGUCACCUUCGAUUUCCUGGUUCAAAAAUGGACAGCAGAUUCAUAACGGUGGACCUUAUGGCAUUACCCAAACCGGUCAACCGGAUGACGUAACGACUUCCACGGUGAAGAUCACCUCAGUCGAAAGCUCACACUACGGAGACUACCUCUGCAAGGCUUCCAACAAAGUAGGCCACGACGAAGCAAGGCUGAAUCUCUAUGAACAACGCAUUCCCAACAUCAACUACUCCGGUCUGAAGUGGUCCAGCUCGGGGCACGUUCUCAUGAGCCAUCUAGGUAUCCUAAUGGUAACGGUACUGCUGGCAACGCUGUUGUGAAUAAGAAGGAGAAGCUAAGUGCAACUGCCAAUUUCAAACAAAUCAAGCAGAGACGAAACCUACCAUCCAGCCAAAUGAAACAUUAAGAGAAAACGAAAAGUUCAAAUACAGCGCACUUAGAAGGCCCAUUCCCAGGAACUGUAACCCACUAAGAAAACGAAUCAAAUUAUUUGCAUUUUAUACAGAAGACAUAUCUCUACGAGGAAGGAUACCUACUUACCCAGAAUUGAAUCUAAAAAUGUCCAUAUUCGUUAGGCAUAGUUUAGGUAGAAAGACGAUUACGACUGUUUUUCGGAGGAAACCUGUACAAAUGAAACCGAAUCUAGAAAUUAUGGCAAAACAAAAACCUGACAAAAAAUAAAAAAAUAAUAAUGACCUGGUAGAUCAUGAUACAAAGAGGAAAAUACUCGUUUUAGUGUUAGGCAAAACAUAUUUCGGAAAACGUGUGCGAAUAAAGACAUAGAAUCGUAA